Parus major (Great Tit) is the source of this 4773-nucleotide messenger RNA. It is a transcript of the gene TBC1D30, whose product is annotated as TBC1 domain family member 30. Lineage: Eukaryota; Metazoa; Chordata; Aves; Passeriformes; Paridae. Gene Ontology annotation, cellular component: endoplasmic reticulum. The record is from RefSeq and is a predicted model, not a curated record. The transcript has 14 exons. The coding region runs from base 346 to 2949 and encodes 867 amino acids.
GGCAAAUCCGGGCCGCCCCUCCAGCGGGGCAGCAGGAGCGGGACGGCCGGCAGUCAGGACGGUGGUGACCUCCGUGACAGCCGCACAGUGCACGGGUACCGCGUCCGGUGUCACCGCUCCCGGUGUCACCGCCUCGAGGCGGAGCGAGGCCCUCACCCCCCCGCCCCUCGGCAGGUGCAGCGCCCCCGCCCCGGCCUCUACCACGGUGCGCGGGGAGGGAGCGGAGCCGGGCGCGGCGUUCCUGCCCGGCCUCUCCCGUCCGCUUCCCUUUCCCCUGGCCGCCCCACCCCGGCGUGUGACCGUGGAACGGGCCCAGCACGGAACCCGGCGGCGGUGGCACGGAAGAUGGAUGCGGCGGAGGCCGGCGCGGGCGGCAGGGCGGGCAGCAGCGCCGACAGCCUGGCCGAGGAGGAGGAGGAGGACGAGGACGAGGCGGGUCCCGGUAGCGGCCGGUCCAGCCGCACCUCGUCGCUGGUGAGCGGGCUGCUCACCGAGCUGUACAGCGCCGCCGAGGCGGCCGCCCCUUCGGGCAGCGCCCGCUCCCGCGCCCUCCGGGAGCUGCAGCAGCGGCCGAGCCAGGUCAAGUACCUGCGGCUGAAAGAUGUUGAUGAAUUAACAACUAUAAAACGAGAACUGAAUUACAGAAUUUCCGUUCAAUCAGCAAAGUUGCUCCGUCUUCUGAAGCAGAAAGACAGGCUUGUACAAAAAGUCCAGAAGAACUGCGACAUUGUCACAGCUUGUUUACAGGCAGUUUCCCAGAAACGUUGGGUUGAUACAAAAUUGAAAUUCACACUUGAGCCAUCUUUGGGUCAAAAUGGUUUUCAGCAGUGGCAUGAUGCACUCAAAGCAGUGGCCAGACUGCCAACAGGGAUCCCAAAGGAAUGGCGGAGAAAGGUUUGGUUGACCCUGGCUGAUCAGUACUUACACAGUAUAGCCAUUGACUGGGACAAAACCAUGCGUUUCACAUUCAAUGAAAGAAGUAAUCCUGAUGAUGACUCUAUGGGCAUCCAGAUAGUUAAGGACCUUCACCGAACUGGCUGCAGUUCUUACUGUGGCCAGGAGGCAGAGCAAGAUCGAGUGGUGUUAAAACGUGUUUUGCUGGCUUAUGCCAGGUGGAAUAAAUCUGUUGGCUACUGUCAAGGAUUUAACAUACUAGCUGCACUUAUUCUGGAAGUAAUGGAGGGCAAUGAAGGGGAUGCCCUGAAAAUCAUGAUUUACCUAAUUGAUAAAGUGCUUCCUGAUAGCUAUUUUGUCAAUAAUCUCCGUGCUCUCUCUGUGGAUAUGGCUGUUUUCCGAGAUCUUUUACGAAUGAAGCUUCCUGAACUGUCCCAGCACUUAGACACCCUGCAAAGAGCUGCUAACAGAGAAAGUGGAGGAGGCUAUGAACCCCCACUUACAAAUGUCUUCACAAUGCAGUGGUUUCUGACACUCUUUGCUACCUGUCUGCCUAACCAUACAGUUCUGAAGAUCUGGGAUUCAAUAUUCUUUGAAGGCUCUGAAAUUAUACUGAGAGUAGCUUUGGCUAUCUGGGCAAAGCUAGGAGAGCAGAUUGAGUGUUGUGAAACAGCAGAUGAAUUUUACAGUACUAUGGGCAAGCUGACCCAGGAGAUGCUUGAAGACAGUCUGAUUGACAGCAAUGAACUUAUGCAAACUGUUUACACCAUGGCUCAGUUUCCUUUCCCACAACUGGCAGAAUUAAGGGAGAAAUACACAUACAAUAUUACUCCUUUCCCUGCAGCAGUAAAAUCAACUUCAUUUUCAGGAAGAUUAGGCAGAACCAGAGACAGUGAUGAAGAGAAUGACUUAGAUGAUGAAGACUCAAUUGCUAAUGCAAUUGGUUGUCUUGGACCAUUAAGUGGGUUUUUGGCACCAGAGCUCCAAAAAUACCAAAAACAGAUGAAAGAUCAGAAUGAAGAACAAAGUCUUGGUUCCAGUAACAUUGCAGAAUUAAGCCCAGGAGCAAUAGACUCUUGUAGAAGUGACUAUCACACUGCUUUUAACAGCAUGAUGAUGGAGCGUAUGACCACUGAUAUUAAUGCACUGAAAAAGCAAUAUUCCAGGAUAAAGAAGAAGCAGCAACAGCAGGUUCACCAUGUGUAUAUCAGAGCAGGAUCUGAAGAUGAUGACCCUGGGGUUUUCUUAGGUCCCAGGGACCAACCAAACAAUGACAAGGGGCCAGUUACCAGCCUCCUCCCUUCUCAGGUAAACCAUUCCCCAGUGAUAAACCACCUCCUUUUAGGAAAGAAGAUGAAAUUGAAUAACAAGUCUCUCAAAAAUGCCGUUAUUCACAUCCCAAGCCAUGCUACGGGGAAGAUGUCUCCCAUUCCCCAAGAAGAUCUUAAAACAAAACUGAACUCUCCGUGGCGCACUCACAUACGAGUUCAUCGGAAGAACAUGGCUAGGGCAAAAGGCCAGCUGGGCUACGGGGAUACCGUAGGACUGAUAGAUGAGCAGAGUGAGAGCUGUAAAACAAAUAGCCCUGGUGCAAAAGAGGAGGCUUCCAAACAUUCUGGCUUUGGAGAAAGAGAAGAAGGUGGUUUGGAUGACAGGACUACUCAGAAAGCUGAGCAGCAGUCAUCUGAGCCAGACUCUACGGACAGCGGUACAAACAUGUCCGUGGUUCAGCUAAAACUGGAAGCACUGGAACUCACCUCAGAUACCCAAAGCGAUGUGGAGCCAACAUCCCAUCAGUCCAGCCAGCCACGUUUAUCAGAGUCUUCCACUUCAUCCAGAGACAGUGGAAACCUGGCUAAAUCGCCUCAGCCUGGGAACCCAAAGCCACAAGUCUUCAAUCCUUUUCCCAGCGUCAAGCCUCUUCGAAAGUCAGCUACAGCCAGGAAUUUAGGGCUAUAUGGCCCCACUGAAAGAACACCAACUGUACACUUCCCACAAAUGAGCAGAAGUUUCAAUAAAUCUUCCAGUGGCAACAGUGGGACCAGGAAACGAUGAUGUACUACCUGGUACUUACUAUUUCUGACAGCAACAGAAGAAUUUGUAUUGCCUUUUUUUUAAUGUGUGCAUGUGUAUGUGUGUCCCAAAGCAUUUCUAAUUGCAAAUUAAGUAACAGGGAUGAAAGUGGUUACCAGAUAUAUAAAUAUGUGUCUUUGAAAAUUGUACUUCUGUGUUAUGGGAUAGAUUAGUGAAGAUGCACUCUGGCACCCUAUUGUUAAUUAUGAUAGUCCUAUGUAAAAUAAACAUUAGUUAGCAAUGUAAAGCAUACUGUUUCUUAAAGUCUAACUCAGACAUUAAAUCACCAGCUGCCUUUAACCCCUCAGCCCCCCAUGGCUGCCUCCUGUCUUUCAGAGCUCAAAGGACAAAUUGUCCAGUGCAACAGACAGGUUUAACAGUUUUUGUGACUGUUAAGCAGCUUCCCCAUCCGACCUCAUCAUCAUACUCCAGGAGUAGCUGGAGAUGCCAUGACUAACAGAAGCACAAGCAGCCCUCACAAUCAAAAGUGUCGCUUUGUCACAUCUGGCUUCAGAUAUUCUUGAACAGCAUUUUGUGCUUCUCUUCCCACAGCAAUUCUCUGCUGAUACUAUUUUUAAUAUAAAUUGAAACACUGAGCAUGAGAACAGCAGACAUAAGUCCAUCCACAACACAGGUUUGCUCCUUCUCUGUUACAUGUGUACAUGCAUUUCUGUUACUUAUUGCUGGAGAGUUGCAGCACUGUAAAAUUAGUAAUUAGGUACAACUAUUUGUAUAGUUGUAUGAUUGUUAUUCUGAUGCAUCUUGGCUUCAAUGGAUUUAAAAGCUGUUACCUAUAUUAGACUUGUAGUUAAAAAUAUUUGCCAGCUUAGCAGUAGGUAAAAUAUAUGAAUGUUCUGAAGUAGUUUAGGGGUUUAAGUUCUAUAAAUAGAGUGAUUAGAUACUUAGAGUGCCACUUCCCAUUAAAAGCCAACACAUCAGCCACUAUGUUAGUGGGAUGUGCCCUCGGGCUUCCAUGUCUUGUUUCCUCUUUGGUGUGAAAGAAAGUGAUAAAUUGAGCAUUUAUUUCCAAAUCAAAAAGCAGAGCUGAUAAAUACCAUAAAUAUUUGUGUAUAUAUAUAUAACAGAGGCAGACAGAGAAACUAAAAAGAUAAUUCAGCUUCAGGAUUGCAAAAUCAAGUACUUAAACUCUAAGAAAUUCAGGUUGCUCUUAAAUCAUUGCAGCUCUGUGGAAUGUACUGACUAUGAUUCAUUACCUUGAUUCCAAGUUUCCUGUGGCAUGAAAGGGCCAAUAUUUUAAACUGCAGUAAUGAUGAAUUGGCACCAUUGUAUGCAAUGUCUUACUUGCUUUUAAAAAUUCUUUGUUAAGUUUGCAAAUUAUUAUAUCACUGUCUAUUAAUGUAUUCCAUAACCUAUAGUAUAUGACACCAGUUUUACUGUAUACCAUAACUUAUAAGCUGUACAAAAUACUCUGUUCAUUGUUGUGGGAACAGUUUUAUUUUGCUGUUGUUUCAUUUAAGUGUAUGCAUAUAAAAUAAUAUACAAGUAUGAACACUAUAAAUAUAAAAGAGAUGUAGAUCAGAUCUUGCCCCUGCCUUAUUUCCAGGCGAUAGUAGUAUUGUCACUAAUGAUUACUUACAGCACUAAGUAAAUUGAAAAUAAUGUAGAAUUUAGUUGCUGAUUAUAGACUGUAUGUGAAUUGUUUUUGCACUGAAUUAGAAGAAAUGGACUUCUCAAAAAUUUUCCUGUGAAUCAUCCUCCCAGUUUUUCUUAGCUUCAAUGUAUCACGCGGCUGUAUUCUGAACCCAUACAAAUAAAAGGACUGUCAGUCUACAAAACCUGCUAAAA